This is a messenger RNA of Trichoderma aggressivum f. europaeum, 2229 nucleotides long. RefSeq lists its product as uncharacterized. Gene Ontology annotation, biological process: inositol phosphate biosynthetic process. Gene Ontology annotation, molecular function: ATP binding; inositol-1,3,4,5,6-pentakisphosphate 2-kinase activity. The transcript is spliced from 5 exons. Gene Ontology annotation, cellular component: nucleus. The record is from RefSeq and is a predicted model, not a curated record. Lineage: Eukaryota; Fungi; Ascomycota; Sordariomycetes; Hypocreales; Hypocreaceae. Bases 1 to 2229 code for a protein of 742 amino acids.
AUGUUCAGCAUCGUGACAUGUGGUGGUGGCAUUCGCGAUCCGGGCACCAUUCACAGGUCGAGGCAGCAGAAGGAGGAAGCGGUUCGCGAGCAGGGAGGGGAGGCCGCACGGGCGUCCCCAGCAUCCAACCGCCGCUGCCAGAAGCCGAAUCAGCCUCUCUUCCACAUCACCUAUUCCAAUCCGAUCCCAGUUGUCAGAUUCGCAGCUCAGAUCACAGGCUGGCCGCGCCACGCCACACGACACUAUGCCGACGACCUGAGCACAUCACUGCCCUCCCUUGCCUCGCCUCGCUCCCACGCCGACGUCGUCCGUCUUGUCUGGUAUAUCUCACUUCCAUCUUCCUACACACGCGGCGAUAUCGCUUUUUUCCUUGUCUCACCUUUGAACUCUCCCUUCGAACUGCUAUUCCUAAUCGACUCACUCGCAUGCCUCUCGACCGCUGGCCCGGCCUCCGUGCUCCCUGAGACGUACCGCCACAGCGCUAUCACACCCCCCGACUCAGUGCCUUGCAGCCCUUGCAGCAGGGCCUGCAGGACGGGCCCGCGACCGUCCCCAAUCAUGAAGCCGCAGACCUUCUUGCAGCUGCCACCCCAGCUUGUCGAAGACUCGGCCUCCAAUAACGGCUCCUCCGUUGCCGGCGACUACUGCUUCGACGACGACUUCCUUUCUGAUGCCGGCAGAGAAUCGCCCUCCAAUGCCGACUCGCUGGCCGAGGACUCGGACGAUGAGGCUGUCGCAGUCAGCUCGGCGGACAUGGCCCGGCUGCGGGCCAUGAGCUAUGACCGCUCGCGCGACCGUAGAUGCGACUGCGACGACGACAAUCAACACAACACCAACGGCGGCUACGAGUACGACCAAGGCCGGACUCGACCACGAACCAGACAACGCCCCCAACUCCGAGUCCAGGACGUUGAUCCCGCCCUGGAUAUGGGUGGCAACAACGGCGUCGACGGCGGCGGCGCGUACCAACCUCUGGUCAGCAUCCUGCCGCGAGGCACAAAGCCUGUCAGGCUGGUUGGCGAAGGCGCCGCCAACGCCGUCUUCGAGAUCGAAUUGCCCAAAUUGCCCCCAGGCAGUCGCGUCGGUGCGCAGUUUCAAGGCAAGCUCCUGAGGGUGGCCAAAGCACCAUCUCUUGGCCGCGCUCCAACCUCGUCCGACUAUUAUCUCCGCCAACAGGAAUUCUUCAUCCGUGAGAUUCAGCCGCACCUAGGCGAACAUGCUGUGUCCCAGGAGCUGGUGGUACUGCAUAAAUCCGGCAUUGUGGAUGACCUCAAUGCCAUGCUUCGGGACAUGAACCACCAACGCAAGCCCAAGUUUCAAGGCUCCUUCAUUGGCCACGCAUCUUGGGGCUUUCUUGUGGAGGACAUGCGGCCCAAGGGCGACGAUGGGUCCAUCCUUGUCGAAUUUAAACCCAAAUGGCUGCUACAAUCACCCAGCGCCCCCAAAGGUGCCAUCAGAUGCAGGCAGUGUGCGUUGGAACUUCGCAACUAUCUGAAAACGCCCGGCUCGAAACCUCCGCGCCCUGAAAGGCGGCCCUGCCCGAUUGCGCUUGCAAAUCCCGACUGUCCUCGGCAAGUCGCGUCACCCUUUCGAAUAGCUCCGCAAUUCGCUGCCCAGCAGGAUGACAAGCGCAUCCAGGCUAUUCUCGACAAAAUCAUCCACCACAAGGCAAUCCAAAAGCUGAGGGACUGCCAGAAGAGCCUCGAUCAUGUGGGGCCUCUGCUACGUCCUACAAACUUGGAUUUCGUCGUUGCCAUGACGUUGCGCGACUGUACAUGCUUUGCACUUGUUCCAUCCAACGACGACGAGGAAAUUAAACUUCGUUUUGGCGACUUUGACUUUAAAGACCCUGAAAAGAAGUUUAACCACUGGCGCGGAACGGAGCAAGACCUCAUUGAGGGUGGCUUCUAUACCGCUGACUGGAUUGCUUGCGACGACUCAUACUAUCAUCCGCCGUCACUGUGCUCGCUGGAGUGGUCGGGGAAGCCUCGGACGGGAGAUGCAGUCAUUCUUCUCAUGGAAGAUAAUACUACGAAACAUAAUAAGCACUCGAGCUACCAAAAUAGUGGCUUUCCUCCUUCAGCGAAGACGGGGAAAACGGUAUACAGGCAUGCGGCGGAUCUGGCGGCGUUACACAAGGGCCUGGCGCCCUUUAAACGAGAGAUGGGAGGCGCACAAUCGGAUUCUAUUUAUGACAACCCUCUGAGGUGCGAUCCUAGACGAGGAUAA